Messenger RNA from Peronospora farinosa, 1125 nucleotides. The record is from the annotation of a GenBank genome assembly. NCBI's taxonomy places the organism in Eukaryota, Oomycota, Peronosporomycetes, Peronosporales, Peronosporaceae.
AUGCAGACGUUUUGGCUCUUGCUGCUAGCACUGAGCUGCGUGUAUGGAGAAGGGGAAUACCAUCGUCACACGAAUAACUGGGCAGUGAUUGUUGAUACUUCUCGCUUUUGGAGCAACUACAGACACGUUGCCAAUGCGUUGUCACUCUAUCACUCCGUGAAGCGCCUUGGUAUUCCAGAUAGUCAGAUCAUCCUGAUGCUGGCGGACCAAAUGCCAUGCAAUGCUCGUAAUUGUUUUCCAGGUCAAGUCUUUAACAGCCGAACACAGAAGAUUAAUCUGUAUGGAAAGAAUGUCGAGGUGGACUACCGCGGCUUGGAAGUCUCUGUUGCCAACUUUAUUACUGUCCUCACUGGCCGCCACGAACCUGGAACACCAGCAUCGAAGAAGCUUGACACGGACGAGAACAGCAACAUUUUUCUUUACAUGUCAGGGCAUGGCGGCGACGGCUUCCUGAAAUUUCAGGAUUUUGAAGAAAUGUCCAGCCAGGACCUUGCCGAUUCCAUCCAAGAAAUGCACGUCAAGAAACGUUACAACGAGAUCUUCUUCAUGGUCGACACGUGCCAGGCAGGUUCGCUGUCCAAUGCCCUCGAGUCCCCAAAAGUUGUGACUAUCGGCAGCUCAAAGACGGGUGAAAACUCGUACGCGCAUCACUCUGACUCUGAGUUGGGGCUUGCUGUCAUCGAUCGCUUUACCUUCUCGACACUGGACUACCUGCAACGUAUGAAGGUCGGCAAUUCCAUCCGCAAUGGAACACUCCUUGAUCUCUUCAACUUUUACGACCCAAAGAUGCUCCUGUCGACACCUGAUUAUCGAACCGAUAUCUUAGGGCGUUCUAUUGGCGAAGUUCCCAUCACGGACUUUUUCGGCUCCAUGCUGGAUGUGCACCUUCACUUUGAUGAAGAAGCGUAUCCGAUUGAGGCCACACCUGCCGUUCCCAUUUCCAGCUCUGAGGCCACGGCGACAACGAGUUUAAAAGACUCUGUCAGUGAGCUGAACGCUUGUACACAAUGCAAGAAGGACCUGACUGCAACAGGCGCGCGAAGCUUUGGGUUUACCAGAGAUUUCAUGGCUGCAGUUACUGCGGUCGUGAUUGUUGCCAUGUUUGUGGCCAUCAAGUCAAUCUAA